GUCUCAAGGCAGCCAUGAAAAAGUCUUGGCCAGGUUGGUUGGUAUUCUUGGUCUUGAUCCGUGGUCACCAAUUCCCACGGCAUAAGGGUUGAUUACCUGCGCUGCCUAAUGUGCUGUAAGUUGGAAAAGACCUCCCGUCGUUAUUCCCAGACGUCACUGUCUCGGCCGAUACAAUACUCAAAUAUGACGGUUCUUCAGACUGUUGCUCGUUCAUCGAAUUGACCCUCUUUAUUAAGCCCGCCACUACCCAUCUCAUCCCCCAUCAACUCCUGGGGUCAUUAUCUUGGCUCCGUCUUGGCUCCACGUCAAAAUGAUCACCCCAAAAACCUGUAUCAUGGACUGCUCGGUUCAGGUGACCCCUCCAAGAAAAAGGGCCGUUACCACGAUGAUGGAAUGGCUCUGAUGAUCGUCGGAACUCGGCUGAGGGUGAGUGAGACCCUUUCUUUUACUUUCUUAUUUUUUUUUUUACUCGAUGUAACUCUCAGCUCGUUGCUUGACUCGAUUCCCGAGCUCCGAUGAACUGUUCUUGUCCCGUCUAGUCCUAGCUAGGGGUAUUAUCGGCCCCCAGUUUUGGGAUCAUUGCCAGUUCCUGAUAUCAUCGUCAUGGCCUAUCAAUCGAUUGGUAUUAACUGACAUUGUCAGGCCAGCUGGAAGAAGAAAAUACCGUGAGGGACCUUGAUCAUUCUCCAUGUUGUGUAAUUCCUAUCCAUUGUAAACUCCAUCGCCCAAUCUUCUCUUCAUUGUUCUUCUCUUCAUAUCAUAAGUAAGGUACUCAGCCAUCACCGUCAUCAUGAAAACCGCUUCACAACCUUCAGCUCCCCAUAAUGCAACAAGCAAAGUAAAGCGGCUCGUCGGCAAAAUUCGCCGCCAUUCACAUCCCCCAACUCCCGAAGCUUCCUCAGCAUCUCCCUCAUCAUCCGCAAAUCCAUCUCGCGAAUCCUCAUCAUGUCCUAUUCCACAUAUCGGCAAACAUAGUCAACGCCAGAGCCGCCGCGGAUCAGCCUCAGAUGAGGAGGAGCGCGCGCACGACCUUGAACUCUGGAACGCAGCAUACGAUGUCCUCAAGAGAGAUGGCACGUCUUCGGGUCUUGUGCUCGCCUAUGAGAGCAUUAUUUCCCAUGCACUUCCUGAUACUUUGAGGCCGGGACAUAACGGGAAUGGGAAUGGGCUGCCGACAGAAAGUGAGAGGAGAGCGGAACUUAUGAUGAUGAUCGCAAAAUCUGGUCUAAACCGCGAAGUUAAGGAGACAUCACAAACAGACUCGGGAGAUGUUGAAGCAAGAGAAAAUCUGAUUCACACAAGGUCGACUAUAGCUUCAUUACUCGAUGACCAGCCCAGCGCCGCUGUCGCUUGGGCGGGCUUCUGUUCACUAACACCACUUCUACUAGAACCCCUUCUCCGACAUGAAGAUAUUCGCCAAGGGUUUGUGCAUAUUGCACACACCAUUCCUCACUACAUGACCCUCCAUCGCGCCCUCCAUCCAUCAUCCUGGACAUCACUACCAGAGUUCCAACGUCAACAGCCGCAAGUCCAUCAGACUCUUUUAAUGCUUUAUCGACGCAUCCUCGAGUACGAGAUGAACAUUGUCUGCGCCGCUGCGAGCGCCUGGAACAUGGCUGCUCGCAACGUCGUCGACUGGCAUGGCUGGAAAGCCAUGGCUGAUGCUGUGAGAGCCAUGGAUGCUGAGUUGAUGGGCUAUGUCGAGAAGAACGGCACAGAUGAGACUAGGGCGUUGAUGGAGGUUCAGAGGAAGCUGGAGCCUGAAGGGGGAGGGCGUGGUGAGUUACAAGACGACACUUCACCAACAAAUGCAUAAGAAUACAAGAUAAGUCAACAAUGCAGGGGCCAUUACAUCAAGCAACGUCAUUUUAUAUAAAGCAAAUUUCAAUCGAUUUACCCAAAUAGCCAAAUCUACAUGUUUUCCUUUUCCCCAGUCCAGACUCCCGACUCCAUGCUCCGCCCUUUUGACCAAGCCGGUGUAGGACUUUGCCUUUAGCCUUUAGCCAAGUCGCGAUCAAAUCAACCAGUCUAUCCCAACAUCCAAUUACCAUAUACCUAAAGACCAUAAUGCUCCGUUUAUACAAGAAUACUCUUUUAAAAGCGCCCCAUUUACUGCCCAAUAUUCGGAAGGAUACCCUGCUUGUCAAGGUUGCUCAGAGUAUCGCCGUACUCGUUGAUAUGUCGCUGCCAGCGACUGACAUCGCCCUGAAAACCAAUCACCCCCAACAUGGCUGACCAUCCAGGCAUUUGGUCACGGGUCACAAGUUCAUAUACACGACAGAGGAUUCGAUGAAAUUCCACCUGAGGCCUCAUCGCAACCGCGUACAAGUGUCGCACCAAGUCAGCCCAGCCGGCGAUAAAGUCAACGUCAAACGUGGACUCGGGAUACCGGAACUCGAUAGUGUCGUACUUGGAGACAACCAGCGCACACCGGGUAGUUGUAUGAAGGGAUCCCUCAUCGAAUUUUCGGAGUGCGAUGCCCAAGCUAAUAAGGCUGUUUUCCGACCACAGGCGUUUCAUAGCUCCCAGCAGACCUCUGUCAACUUUCUUGCGCCAGUGCAGCUGUCGCAUGACCUCUCCAAGUGCUUCAACAAGAGCUGCACCCUCGCCAUACACUGUUGGUUCACCCCUUUCCAUGGCGAUUCGAGAUUCGACGCUGAUACGCGCAGAGUAAGGAGACGUUGAGCGGAAAGGAUGACACAGAGGGUACAGCAGAGAAUCUUCCAGCAGCCAGACUAAAGAUGAAAGGCGCAGCGCAGUCUCUAGCUGCAUGCUGCCGGCUUCGUUGACGUGAAGGUGUAGUCCACAACCAGAAUUAAGCCCAACUACCAUGUCGCCCUGCACUGCCGCAAGGCACUUUCUGAGGGUAGGUAGCCCCUGACUGAACUCUGCAGGACGAGUGAGGAUAGGACUGUUGAGUUCAGUUCCAUACCAGUCGUACUUAUUUGACGGUGUCAUUCCGGACUUACUGACGCAGUCUCUGGUGAUAUGACGCUCCGGAACAAUAUGCCAAAAAUCAGACUUAGACACUAAUCCGCCAACAGACACAUUAUUCCAAGUUCGAACAUCUCCGCUAUCAUCUGUGAGCGGAAGAAUUGUAGUGCCAGGGAUCUGGGCAGGGCUGGACGGCGAAGGAGGUAUGAAGCUACACGAGACGGAGACACCACUGCUGGCGAUCAAUUCGCAUACCUUGUGAAUACAAGACGGUUCGAUGUCUUUGUAGUCUCCCAUCACGAGGCCCAGAAAAGCCUCCGGUGUUGUAGGACAGGUCCAUCGAGUCUCACCAGUCACAGCGUCGGAGUUUGGAAUCUGCAGUGCAACCAUAAAUUCCAACUCGAUACCGAUACAUAUGGACUGCGGUAUCGACAUGAUGGGCUCGAGUGAUGCAGGGAUCGCAGGGGUCUUUUCUCGACGGUGAAAAUGCUUAUCGACCUGGAUGUGAUGAUAGUUUCUCAGGGAUGAGAGCAGAGAGGCUGUUGAGCAGCCAGAAGAGGCCGGAGCUCCUAAUGGGUUGCGAUUUAUAGCAGACAGCUCCAUAAUGAACAAUAUGCGGUGAGUUGAGGAAGCAAGAACAAUUCGUAGUGUUCACUCUUAUAUAUUUGUGAGUCAAAGAACAUGGCCGCAAAGAAAGUCAGUGCGUUGGUCAUGUAAGGAGAAGAGACAGGGCAGAAAAGUAAUCUUGACUCGCUCACCGAAGGGCGGGUCAAGGUUUAGGAAUUUGAGACUGUGAACGAACUAUCUUUCUAC
Molecule: messenger RNA, 3747 nt
Organism: Fusarium verticillioides 7600
Lineage: Eukaryota; Fungi; Ascomycota; Sordariomycetes; Hypocreales; Nectriaceae
Exons: 2
Coding region: 791-1816 (341 amino acids)
Source: RefSeq, a predicted model, not a curated record